Gossypium raimondii (Peruvian cotton) is the source of this 1120-nucleotide messenger RNA. RefSeq names its product ethylene-responsive transcription factor ERF114. The transcript has 3 exons. Lineage: Eukaryota; Viridiplantae; Streptophyta; Magnoliopsida; Malvales; Malvaceae. The coding region runs from base 312 to 968 and encodes 218 amino acids. Gene Ontology annotation, molecular function: DNA-binding transcription factor activity; DNA binding. The record is from RefSeq and is a predicted model, not a curated record. Gene Ontology annotation, biological process: ethylene-activated signaling pathway; regulation of DNA-templated transcription.
AUAAUAUAUAUAUAUAUUAGAUGUGUGUAGAUAGGCUUUCAGCAUUUUCAGCUAUCUUCACCCCUUUGUUCACACUCAGUCUUAAGCAGAACCUUUCUCCGCUCUUGGCAUCUCCUUGUGUUAAUCGUUUGUCUAGAGAGAGAGAGAGAGAGAAAUUAACAGGUAAAGCAGAGGGAGAAUCGUGAAAGAUUCAUAAGGUGGAUCUAAGACAAGGGAAGAGGCCAUUGCCGCCGUCCGAUCAUGAAUCGGAUGAGAAAGAGGAAACACCCCAUCAGUUCUACACGGCUAGGUCUCAACAAGAAACCAACGCCAUGGUUCAAGCCCUAACUCACGUUAUUGGAAACGAUAAUGAUAAUAAAAAUCCACUACCUGGUCAACUUCAUCACCAUAAUCAAUACCAAUACCAAUCUCAACAUCAACCUCAAGGGAACGUGAGGAGAAUACAUUAUAGAGGAGUUAGGCAGAGGCCAUGGGGCAAAUGGGCGGCUGAAAUAAGAGACCCAAAUAAGGCUGCUCGCGUUUGGCUUGGAACCUUUGCCACAGCUGAAGCCGCUGCCUUAGCUUAUGAUGAAGCUGCUCUUAGGUUUAAAGGAAGCAAAGCAAAGCUUAACUUCCCUGAAAGAGUUCAACGAAGUUCAGGAUCAGGUUAUCUCACAAUUAGCCAUGUAGUGGAACGGGCGCCACCGCCGCUUCCACCACCACAUUCUCAACCAACGUUUCCCAAUAUAUCUGAUGAUCAGCUUCUUAGCGGCGGAAGCAAUGGUGGAGAAGCUGUCAGCCGUCCAGCUUUUACUUCACAGUAUCCCACAAUUCUAUCUUCAUCUUCAUCUUCCCCAACAUUAACAUCUAAGCUACAACAAGAGGACUUGGGUGGGUUUUUGCUGAAGAAUAUUGGUGGUUCAUCACCGAGUUCGGAUCCUCCGAAGAAUAAGAGACAAUGUUACGAUUAUUACUAUUCAGGAGAAUAGUUUAGUCGGCUUCAGGUUUACUUUAUAAUUUGGGAAACAAAUUAAACUGUCCACAAUUAUCUUUUUUGGAUUUCUCUUUUGCUUUCAUUUAUUUUCGUUAAUGCUUUUUUGUUUAAAACCCCCUAAUUAUCAACUCUUGGUUUUUUUUUCAA